AUGAUAACUACAUAAACAAAGUCAAUAUUUUCUUUGAUACAUUAAAGCCACUAAAGACAGAUAAAAAGAUCUAGGCAGGUUUGAGAAACAGGAAUCAUGGGCAGAAAAGGGAAGGUGAGUCAGGAGAGAGAGAAGGUGUGGUCAAUCCAGGCUUCUAAUCCCGAAUUAUCCAGCAGGUCAGGCCUCUCACUUCUGGAUUAGACCACACUGUCUCCUCUCAAGACAAAACAAAGACGCCAUUGCAGUCAGCUUCCAGAAAUUCAAGCUCCUCACAGGGAAAUCCUCAGAGGGUAUUUUGGUUGUCCAUCUUGGUUUGUGAACACUAACGCUUCUAACUCCACUCCAGAUUUCCUCUUUGGAUUAUUUGCGAAACAGCAACUCUGUUGCCACUUUGGAACUAUGGCGUUGCUUAAAUCAGGCUUGCUAUGGAGAAAGGGCUCCGUCCUCAAGCGCUGGAAGCUGAACUGGUGUGACCUGUGGAUCGACGGGAGUCUGGUCUUCUACAAGUUGGAGAGCAGACGCGAGUACGAACACAGAGUCAACCUCAAGACGAGCUGUGUGGAGGUGAUGAUCGGUCUGGAGUGUGGAGCUGUUCCUCCUGAGAGUCACCCUAGAGAGAACCUGCUAGUGAUCCAGCUGAAAGAUGGCUCCCAGAUCAUCGCGUGUGCCAACAGUGAAGAUGAGGCGCUAGCAUGGAAGUUGACUGUUAUGGAGGCUAAACGAAAUCCAGCGGUGUUUACCUAUGACCCGUACGAUGACUCAUACCAAUCUGUCCCGCUCUGCGGCCACAACACCGUCAAUCUCCCGCCUGGUUCAGGUACACAUCACGUGAUCAUCCAGAGGGACCCCUACGAUAACUUCGGAGAGCAGAUUGUUCUGGGGAUGCUCGCUGGCAUGGCGGCUGGAGCUGCUAUGCGCUCUUUCCUCUGGAUGCCGUUUUGGUUCUGCUGAAAGAACCUCUGGAUUCCCGCCUGUUUUUCCCUGGCCUCCCUCCUUGAGAACAUGAACUGACAGCCAGGGAUGCUGUAGUAUGACGCAACUACUUAGUGAUGCUGCUAUUGGCCUCACGGCUACAACAUGUUUAUUUUUAUCUCUCAGAUUGUGUGUUUUUUUCUUCUGUUGAGAAUAGUGUGAAUAGGCGACCAUCCUUCUUAUGGUGAAGCCAUCCCAAAAUUGGAUAUGUGAGGAAAUAUCUUGUAAAUAGAUUGUGUAUGUUUUGUCCUCGGUACUGUACAGUUUGGUCUGGUUAUCAAAUGUGUAUCAAAAACAAAAAUAUUCUAAAUUUGCCUGAGGUUUGUUGCCAAGGGGACCGCAUGCUAAUUUAAGCAAGUUGUGUAACAUGUCAUGGUCUCUGACUGCCAAUUUGCUUUAGAGAUUAAAAAUGUAUCAACCC
Messenger RNA from Hypomesus transpacificus, 1393 nucleotides. It is a transcript of the gene plekhb1, whose product is annotated as pleckstrin homology domain containing B1. NCBI's taxonomy places the organism in Eukaryota, Metazoa, Chordata, Actinopteri, Osmeriformes, Osmeridae. The record is from RefSeq and is a predicted model, not a curated record. Gene Ontology annotation, biological process: regulation of cell differentiation. Gene Ontology annotation, cellular component: membrane. Bases 400 to 951 code for a protein of 183 amino acids. The transcript has 6 exons.